AUGACGAACCUUGGGGAGACUUUUACCACUAUGACUCACCGCGAUUUUAUAUGGCCAUAUCCAAAACCGCUGAUGGCGAAGCCUGUUCAACCCCCGAUGAGGACAGGAAUUCGACUUUAUAUGCCAAAAGUUGAUCCAAACGAUUGCAGAUGCGAUGCCCACGGAUUCCAGAGUGACAUGAACAGGUAUAAACAACUAGCCGAUAAAGAACGCAGACUCCACGAUGACGUGAUAAAAGUAAACGGAGAGAUGACAGAUUUGAUGGCAACUAUAUUGGAAAACGUGUGUGAAACGGGCGACGAGACCAUGAAGAGCGUUUACCAAACGGAUUUCGAAAAACGGGGACUCCCCAUCGGACGAUACAGACAAUUAAUGGCAGCCGUUGAUUCUCCGAUUGGAGCACCUAUCAAUCCAGUUGUCACAGAUCUGAGAGACGGAUAUCGUGAUCCCACCAGGUUCAGAUACAGUGCUAUAAACAGACCAACGAUUCAUCCGGCGAAAACAAUAAAUUUUCUAACUGUCCCUGAAACUUUUGAAAUGUGGGGCGAGCCUUUCACCGGUCGUUCGGAAUACAUGGAUAAUUUCAGUAAAAUGGGAUUGAGCAAUAUGAAAAAUCGUCAACAGUACAUGGAGCCUAUACCGUCGUCUAGAAGAAGAUUCGGAGAUUGUAAAUUAUAGGAUUACGAUAAUUGCAUGACAAAUGAUCGUUAAAAAUAGUAAAACUCCAAUUUUUUCAUCUCCAAUAAAAUAAUCAUCUCCUUA
Messenger RNA from Athalia rosae (coleseed sawfly), 762 nucleotides. RefSeq lists its product as uncharacterized. The coding region runs from base 1 to 678 and encodes 225 amino acids. NCBI's taxonomy places the organism in Eukaryota, Metazoa, Arthropoda, Insecta, Hymenoptera, Athaliidae. The record is from RefSeq and is a predicted model, not a curated record. The transcript has 4 exons.